UGACGGCGCGGUUCCCCGCUCGGUACCUCCGCCUCGCCGCCUUCCGCCGGGCCGCGCCUCUCCUCGCCCUUAUCCCCGCUCCCGCUCUCUCCGCCUAUCUCCUCUCCUCUCCCCGCGCCGCACGAUGCCUCUGCGGGGCUCCUGGGCCGCAGGGCCGUGGACGUGGCUGGCUCCAUUGCUCCUGGUGGCGCUGGCGAACUCCGCCGCGCGGGCCUCCGAAAUCACCUUCGAGCUGCCCGACAACGCCAAGCAGUGCUUCUACGAGGAGAUCGCCCAGGGCACCAAGUGCACCCUCGAGUUCCAGGUGAUCACUGGAGGGCAUUAUGAUGUUGACUGUCGGCUGGAAGAUCCUGAUGGCAUUGUGCUGUACAAAGAGAUGAAGAAACAAUACGAUAGCUUCACGUUCACUGCAUCCAGAAACGGAACGUACAAGUUCUGUUUCAGCAACGAGUUCUCUACUUUUACACACAAAACUGUGUACUUCGAUUUCCAGGUUGGAGAGGAUCCACCACUGUUUCCUAGUGAGAACAGAGUAACUGCACUUACCCAGAUGGAGUCUGCCUGUGUUUCCAUUCAUGAAGCUUUGAAGUCUGUCAUCGAUUAUCAGACACACUUCCGCCUGAGAGAAGCGCAGGGCCGCAGCAGAGCAGAGGAUUUAAACACUAGGGUGGCCUACUGGUCCAUAGGGGAGGCAAUUAUUCUUCUUGUUGUUAGUAUUGGGCAAGUAUUUCUCCUCAAAAGCUUCUUCUCUGAUAAAAGAACCACAACAACCCGUGUUGGAUCAUAAUUCGUAGUGGUAAUACUUCAGGUCCUUGUGUGCUACUCAUCUGUAAAAAUUAACCAUUCUCCAAUUAAUUGUACGUGCAAAAGUUCUGAAUAUAUGCAGCAUUCAAAUGUGUCUGCCCCUUAUUCCUCAAAAAUCACAAAACAGACCCAAGAUGUCAUGGCAGCUGUUUCAAGUACACGGCAGUGACCAGCCUCUCUUUAUUUCCACUGAUUUUAACCCAAACCAAAUUUGAUUUUCACCAGUUAUGAUCAGCCAACUACAAUGUAACAUUUUAAAAUAACUUAGCAGUUUAGUGUCUGUAUGUAUGAAAAUCUGAUCCAAUUUUAAUUUUUCAAUCUGAAUGUAUUGGAUUAUAAAAAGGCAAAUGUGAUGAACUGUAGAGCACUGUUUUGAUUUGCUGUUGAAAAAAAAAUUCCAAUGUUAGUACACCUUGCUUAUUUGUAGAACAAGCAAGGUUGACACUACAUCAUGGUGCAAAUUCUCCAUCAGCCCGAUAAAUCUCCACCUUCAAAACUUGCUGAGUUUUAUACUUGAGUAUGUUUGCUUAAACAUACGUUCUUCUAUGGUAAGAGAAAUUAUUUCUUCCGUGACAGAGUUUGCCUGAACAACAUGUAAGCUGAGACUACUUAGGAAAUCCACUUUCUCUAUUCAAAAAUCCCAAUCUCCAUGUUUAUUUUCACAACAGGCAACAGAAUAGGAAUCUUGUAACUUUCUCAGUGAAACUCUAAAGUUUCUGUCCUUCUACAUGUUGCUGCUGCUUUUUUGGAUUUGAGACCAGAAGUACCUUGUUUCAUUAAGCAGCAGAGCUAGCACUGGACAAGGUUAUAUUACGUGUUGGGCACAUAGAAAGCCUUUAACUAAAUUGUUUUCGUGUUAUGAGGCCUAUUUGAUACUGACACUGCAUUGCACGAGUGCUGUAAAUUUUGUUUUCCUGUGUGUGGUGCACUGAUACAUGAAGUGGUCUUGUGCAUCUGAUUGCCACUCUGUUUAGCUAGUGUAUGGGAAGUAUUUUAAGUAUUUCAGGUUAUCUUUUUGGUAGAGUUGCUUCAUUUCCAUGGCUCAUGUCUUUGUUAGCUUACAUACUGUAAAGUCGUGUUUUAUUUGAAUGUGGAAGGUAGUAAAUGCAUGUACAAUACAAGUAGCUUGAGUUGAGCUGGUCAUGAUGAUGCUAAACUCCAUCAAAUAGCUCUGGGGGAAUAAGCAGACUGACUAAUUCUCAAGUGCACACAAACUAAACAAAGGUGAAGAAAAUUAUCACAUAUUGCUAGAUAAUUCAAAGGAGGUUCUUAAACAAGUUCUUGGCAAGCAGAGAAAGAAUGCUAAACCCAUAUUAAUUUCCUGUCUUAUUUAUAUAAAAAACUUAGUUACAUGUACAGGUGACACUCGAGCAGUCUGGAGUUGUGAUCUAGGAUGACUUGAUUUUAAAAUCUUGUGGUGGCUGAAAAAAACCCAGAAGUGCAUGUAGUCUGUGUUGUGAACUUAAUGACUGCUCUUUUGAAAACCAAAAAAAGACCUUACACAGCCACAAAAUUAUUUAGAAUAUCAGAAGGGAAUUAAAAAUCUUCAGAGCUAUGUGUAAUGUUUUUCUAUCCUGUACUGACUUCUAAGUACUGAAGUCCCAUUUUGGGGUGCAAGCAUCCCAGAAAUGGUUAGACUCACAAAGAUCAGGCAUCAAACAUCUAGUGCUUUCUUCUCAGUGAUGCAAGUCUGUGCCUGCACACAGUAUUCUUGAUUGUAUCUGUAUGCUUUAUUCUUGUGAUUCAGCAACUGAUAGUGCUUUCUGUGCUGUGUUGCACACAAUAAUGAAGCAAGUGGUACACUUCUGGUGCAAGUGUCGGAUAAAAACAUGAUUUAAUUUUCUUACUGUCCACUAUUAUCCUAUGGAGUUUGAAUAUUGCUUGUGUAGCUUUAAUCAUGGCAAAGGUGUUUGAUUUAAAGACUGAAAUGUGUUGGCUUUAUUUUCCACUGAGGAAUUCUCUGUGCUGUCAAAAAGAGUGGAGUGAGACAGACAAUUGUCAGCCUCCACAUACCGAUCUCUAUUAGUUCAUAAUGCUUGAAUGUGUUAAAUGGGACUGUUCAGCUUAGUAUUGAUUCCACCACAGAGGUUUCGAGCACUUGACUUUCGCAUCAAAGUUAAGUAUCCCAACCAGUCCUCUGGUAUCCUGCUGCAUAAUGCGCAGCAGUAGAUUACAGAUGCCUUUAUUUUUGUGUUAUUGAAGACAUGGCACAAACACACAUUUAAACAUAGGUGUAUAUAGUUUUUAAAACGUGUCUGAAUAGGCUACAAUAAAACACAUGCUAACACGCAGUGGUUGAAGAAAUGCAUUGUGACUUUUGGUUAAAGCUGCAUCUUUUUAGUUUUUGAAAAUGAUAGUUUGAUUAAUGGUUGAUACACAUGUACACGCUCUGCGUCAAAGGGGAUAUAACUGUGUUCUAAAUUGCUGGAGGCCCUAGGUUUCAGCUAUUCCUUGGAUGUUUUAUGUUUACAGAACUUCUUUUCUUGUCCUGAAAUGUCAGUUCUUAUUUUAGUUGGGGGUGGGGGGCAUGGGGAGGAAGUUUUGUUUGAUUAAGUAAAAAAGCAGUCCCUGUGAAUAUUUUAUGGGGAAAAUAAAAGUUAAUAUAUGA
Molecule: messenger RNA, 3412 nt
Organism: Pogoniulus pusillus (Red-fronted tinkerbird)
Lineage: Eukaryota; Metazoa; Chordata; Aves; Piciformes; Lybiidae
Gene: TMED7
Product: transmembrane p24 trafficking protein 7
Exons: 3
Coding region: 125-787 (220 amino acids)
Biological process (GO): Golgi organization; endoplasmic reticulum to Golgi vesicle-mediated transport; intracellular protein transport
Cellular component (GO): COPII-coated ER to Golgi transport vesicle; endoplasmic reticulum; Golgi apparatus
Source: RefSeq, a predicted model, not a curated record